CAUUCCUUGGUUUAAAAUUUAAAAAUCUAGUUUCUUUACUCUCAAAAAAUCAGCUCUAAAAGCUCUUUUAUUUGGCAAUUAAAAAUAUAUUUUUGAACUUAUCACUUAAUUACCUCACAUUAUUACAUUUUGUCAUGGAUUGCACAGUUAAAUUCUUCAAAAUAAUACAAAAAAUCCUACAAAUUUUCAAUUUUCUUCCUUAAAAAUACGCAAAUUUACUUCAAUAAAUUCAAAAUUUUUGUUGCAAAAGCCCCUAAUCUACCCAAAUGUACUCCUUACCUACUCCAACUCUAAUCAUAAUCUCACUUUUGAUUGUACAAAAUGAUGUAACUUGCAGGAAAUGGCAAGAAACCAGUUUUCUUAAACACAUAGUAAUCAUACGAGACUUUUGUAAACAGCGCAAUAAGCAGUAGAACUUCAAUCACAAUCAGAUAUUCGAUGUAAUUUGCCCAAUCAUCAAUUCCUGAUUUACAGAGUUCAGUUUCUUUUAAUUCUAGGAUUUUUGCUUGCAUGUUGUUGCAGAGAAUCUUGUCACAAUCGUUGAUUAGGCGCCAGUGGUUAAUGUUCUUGACGAUGUGACAUUCGCAGGUGAGACGGUUGCCGCCGAGGUAGAGGAUCUGAAAGGAAACAGAGGGGAUUAGUAAGAUAGAGAAGAAUAAAAAUUUAACCAAAUUUUUCCCAAUUUUUCCCAUUCCAAACAUCAAAACUAACCUUUCCAUUGAGAUUCUUCUCUAAAUUCGACAAUAUAUAGUACGGAAUAUCUUUUAUCUUAUUAUUCCUCAACGACAGCACCGUAAAGUUCUCCAAAAAUUUCGACCCCUCCAAGUCAACAAUAGAUGUGAUAAGAUUAUCAUCAGCAAAUAAGCUCUUAAUAUUCAAGUAAUAGUCAUUCGUAACCAGUGCAGAGAGUGAUGAAAUGCUGUUGUUUGUGAUGUUUAAAUAAGUGGAGGAACGAGGUUCUGUUGUUCUUGGCAGUUGGAAUCGGAUGAAAGUGAAACAAAACAAACUUUCUGUUUACAUUGGAGCAUAUUAAGAUUCCAAAAAAUCAAAACAAAAAUAAAAAUAAACCAAAAACUACAAAUUUAAUUGAAUUUUCUACAUAAGAAGUAAAAAGCUAGGCAACGGAGUAAAGUCACUCAUCUGAACUUACUACAACAUAGUAACUCAAAAGCUACUAACCAUGGAUAUUUCUAAAAACAACAGAUCAUCCAAAAGCAAAAGUUUAAAAAGACAAAACAAUAAAAAUUCAAAUAAUUCUAAAUCAAAAGUACGAAGAACAACUAACACAAGACAUCCUGAAGACAACGAUGCUAACAGUUUCUGCGAAGUCAUGGAUUACUAUCCUCCUGUAUCGAUUGAUCCACAAAGUAACGACAACACAAGUUCAGAAGAUCUUGAAGAUGAGAAUGACAACAGCAAUGAACAUGAAGAUGUGUUUGCAAAUGUACAAGGAAUUGUUAAGCAAGAAGGAUCCUCAGACAAUGAAGACAACGAGAGAAACGUCAUCAAACAAGUUUUUGUCGAGUCACAUUCAGCCGUACCAGAAUCAAACACAAAACCAAAUGAUAGCAACAUCCUGAGACAUAUUAUGAUCAAGUUAGACAGAAUAUCAUCAACAAAUGAGCACAACUUCCGAUUAAUAUCAGCACAAAAUAAUGAAAUCAUAAAGCAACAAAUCGGAAUUAAUAAAAACUUAAAGAUGCUCGAAAAACGAGUUCAAAGGAUUGAAACUAAGCUACAAUGUGAAGUUAAAAUUGAUGAUUUUGAUCUUGACUUUAUCAACAAUGUGGAUGAGUUAAAGCAGUUCUUAUUAAGCAUCCAGAAUGAUCGAGAGUACAGCACUAAAUGUACUGUUUAUCUUCAUACACACUGCCCAAAAGGAUCAUCAAAGUAUACUCACUACGGAGUCAUCAAAGGAAUCAUUGAUAAAAUGUUUAGUCCGAAUUUUAAGAAUAUUUGUGGCUGGGCAUCUGAAAAAACUAAGAAAAACUCUGAAAAUCAGAAAACUACAAAAUCAAAUCGAGUGUUGCUCUCUGAGCACUUCUUUUUCCAAAAACUCAUACUUGAUGUCCUUAAUUUUAAUUCAAAUGAAACGUUUACGAUGGAGCAUGUUGUGGAAGGAAUUAAGGAGUAUUACAAACGGUUUCCAAGAAAAGCAGUCGAUAGUGAGACUGAAGGAGGUUAAAUUAAUUCAAUGUAGUUCAUCACUUUAUAAAUUUAAUAUUAUGUUUUAUUUAAAUGUUGAUAGUUAAGAAAUUGUCAUUCGUAUUGAUUAUGUUAAGUUUGACUAAAGUUCAGCUUGGCUAAAGCUCGGCUUCAAUGAAGAACAAUUUAACUGCUCAGUCUUGACUGCAGCCCAGAUUGAACUUAGCUCAGCUUGACUGAAGCCCAGCUUGAAUUUAGCUCAACUUGACUGAAGUUCAGCUUAACUGAAGUCCAACUUGACUAAAGUAUUUCUUGACUAAAGCUUAGCUUGACUGCAGUUUAGCUCGACUGAAGCUCAGCCUUGACUUAGGCUUACCUUGACUAAAGUUCAGCUUGAGUAAAUUUUAACUUGACUAAAGCUCAGAUUGACUGAUUGUUAACAAAAUUGAUGCUCAGAAUGAUUGAUCCCAAAUAAAACUGAAUAAUAAAAUGAACUUUGAG
This is a messenger RNA of Chironomus riparius, 2646 nucleotides long. The record is from the annotation of a GenBank genome assembly. Lineage: Eukaryota; Metazoa; Arthropoda; Insecta; Diptera; Chironomidae.